CGCUGACUUGACGCAUAUGUGAACUCCCUUUUGAGCUUUAUAAACAUCAAAGUGGCCGACACAGAGCUACUGUAUACACUGUGCUGGAACUCUAGCAUUGUCAGCUGACUGACUGCGAGCAAUUUAUUUUCAUUAUUAAGUGCAAAUAAAGUGUUUACAAAAAUGUCAGUAAACGAUAGCAAUCGUUUAUAUAUGACGAAUGAGAUAUUUAAUAAAAUGUCCAAGGACUUACUGAGCUUAACUUCAGAGGGCAGUGUGAAAAAAAUUCAAAAGGAAAACCUAACCCCUUACAAAAUAGCUACUGUUAUUUUAAUUAAACAUUAUUGUAAUGAAAAUACAAAAGCAAGUUUAGUGGAAAGACGUGAUUUCUGUUUAGCGUCAUUGAAAUUAAUUCAGUCAGCAGAUAUGGAAGUAAGUGCUGUGCUGAACAUGUUGUAUGCACCAGAAUAUGCUUUACAUCGAUUUGCGGAUCAAUUGGAAGUAGAUCUAGAUGCAUUACAUACAAAAGGAGUUCAUGGAUUGAUAGAUCUAUUUGAUAGUCUUCGUCGAUUGAUGGUAUGCAAGGAUCCACACUAUAUACCAGCGUUAAACAAGAAUUCUGUUCUUGGACUAUAUGUUCGUAGAAUGCUUGUUUUCUUUGAAAAAUUAGCUUUUGAUCAAAUAGUCGCUCUCUAUAACAACUUAAAAAGAUACAUUGACAGAAAAAUUGGUGCAGAAAAUUCCGAGAUCUCUGCAAUUUCUAAGCAAGAAAAUUUGAGUAUAAAUAAAGUGAAAACAAUCUGCCGUGGAAGACAGGCAGAAUUACUUAUUGCACAGCAAGCGCAUGCUUUACAAACAGAUGAGCAUAAAGCAUUGCCGCCAGUGGAGUUGCAGGUUCUUGUUCAAGAUCUCUUAAAAUUCACCCCUUACAAUGCAGAUGCGCACUACUUGAGUUACCUGAAUUGCAUUCGCGUGAGCGACUUUUGUGGAGCGGUAGACAGUCUUUAUCAUUGCUUCGACAGAAUGGCACCUCUGGGAUGCCGAUCUCCCGAAGAUGCCCGGAAAAUCGAAGAUCCCCAAAAGCUCGAAAACCUUCGAAAAGAAAUCGAAAAUCGAUCUCGCACUUUUCGAUACGCGGCGCUCAACUUAGCCGUUUUACACGCCCAAUUCAAUCACAAGAAAGUAGCACAGUACGCUUUGAGGGAAGCUAUCAAACUAGCCCAGGAAGCAGGAGAUAAUGUGUGCUUGCAGAUUGCACAUUCUUGGAUGUCUUAUUUAACCAGCGAAAAAAAUAAAGGACCUCUCAUAGAACGUUCAAUUGGCAAAGCAAGUUUACUCGGAAUUACGCAUACGACAGGCUUGAGUCUUAUCUCACAUGCACAUAAUCACGCCUUGGAAGCUAAGAAUCCUCCUCAAGUGUUCGAUAUACUGAUGAAGUCGGACAUGUUAAAUUGUCAGCAUUCGAUGCCCGACUUGAUGUCCAUCACUUUUGCAGAGAAGUCCGCACUAUGGGCGCAUUACGGUAAGAUGGAAAUGGCCUCCCUUUGCGCCCAGUUGUUGCUUCUCCACAACACGGGCGAUAAGAAGCAGCAUAUUUUCAAUGGACCUUCCACAUGCCAGGCAAUUGUCACUGUUGCCAAUAUGCUGGUCGAGUUUGGCGAAUAUGCUCUCGCCGACGUUGUGCUGACCCACGCUAAGGAGAGAUUUCCCAACAGUCCGUGUAACAAAAUUUGGAUGUUGAACGAACAACUGCAUAUGUUCACACAAUUGAUGAGACAAGAGAAAUGGAGCGAGGCAGAGGCAACAGCGAAAAAUAUUUCCAGUUUAGACGAGUUGGAAUGCAAGCUCAAAUUGGUGGAAGUCUGUUUGGCGAAAGGCGAUCUUCCAAAGGGAUUGGAAUACAUUAGCGUUGUUGAGAAACAUCCGGAUGCGAUUCCAUCGCACAUAAUACGCGCUAUACUUCUCUCGAGUCAGAUAACAUGCGCUUCGUCCUCACUGAGCAACGGUACAGCAGUUGCCACUAAUUGUAUAGUUCGUCUUUGUUCGGCCUUGGAAUUGGCCACACAAUAUCAUUUAUCGUACUACAAAGCGCUUGUUAAAAUGCAUCUCGCCAACUUACAAUUGUUAAUGGAUUUGCCUAUGUUGGCCUUGAAUCUAGUGGAAGACGCUAUCCACACGAUCUUGGGCCAUGGCGGUUGUUACGAUCAGGGUAAUGCUUUCAUGUUGUACGGCAAAUGCCUGAUGGCAUCGACGUCGGAAAGUCCGCCCGAGAAGCGGAAAAAGGUGAUUCUAAGCGGAAUAAAAAUUCUCGCGAAAGCGCAGACGCUUUUCACCAAGGUUAAUGCCAUCGCCAAAGUUAAGAAUACUUUGCACCUGCAGGCUAUUUUUUACAAUGAGAUUAAUUUUCUGUCUGAGCGAAAUCAGCGUGCUUUUGAAUUUCGUCAACUGAAUGAACAAUAUCAAACUACUUCUACCAAUCCAUUUUUAUAUUAAGAUUUGCAGAAUAAUGAUUAUGUACAAAAAUGUAAAAAAUGUUUUUUAAA
Messenger RNA from Linepithema humile (Argentine ant), 2522 nucleotides. It is a transcript of the gene ida, whose product is annotated as anaphase promoting complex subunit 5 ida. The record is from RefSeq and is a predicted model, not a curated record. Lineage: Eukaryota; Metazoa; Arthropoda; Insecta; Hymenoptera; Formicidae. Gene Ontology annotation, biological process: protein K11-linked ubiquitination; anaphase-promoting complex-dependent catabolic process; positive regulation of mitotic metaphase/anaphase transition. Gene Ontology annotation, cellular component: anaphase-promoting complex.